AGAACUGCAGAUGGAAUAGGCUUCUGCACAUGAAUGCACUAUUUUUACUUUGAAGCAGACACAGUCCACUUAAAGUUAACCAUCAAUGCAAUAGGGAAAGACACACCGAUUUAGGAUCUCUGUGUAAAUAGACGUGGCGAGCUAUGAUGAAGUUCAUUUAUGUCGCUGUGGCUGUGCUCAGUCUUAUGUCCAUUGGGCAGUCAGCUCCUGUGAGCAGCUGUGAGAGUCUGAUCCAGACUACUGAAAUCAGUGGAACAGAGCAGCUGCUUGGGAAGUGGAUGGCCAUAGCAGAAAGCACAAACUUGCCAGCAUCCAAAAUCCUGACGAAGAUGUUCGUGGAGACUGUUUGGAGCAAAAUCACAGCUGCUAACGAGAGUGAUGCCAUCACUGUUCAACAGUAUCAAAAAGUAUUAGGCCGCUGCUUCACUGUCACCGUUAAGAUGACCUUGGCAAACAGCACUCUCUCUAUGGUGGAACCUUACGUUGCUUCUGAGGUCAUGCUGAAUACGAGGUGCCCUGACUGCCUUGUUCUCUACUCGAAGUACACCCUUGAUGCAAAUACAUACAGAGGUCUCCAGCUUCUGAGCAGGAGAAAAAGUGUGACUGCUGCUGAGCUGGCUGACUUUAAAAAGCAGGUCGAGUGUCUGAACUUACCAGCACCUGCUGUCCUGGACUCAGAAAAAGGUUUUUGCCCAGAUGAGUCUGCCUCCCCAGGGACAGAAACCACUGAUCUAACCAGUGCCAUGAAAAGCAUAAAUCCUCAGAUUUUCAGCAUGAUUGAGAGAAUCACUGACACUGAAGGUGGAAUGCAGAUGCUUUCCGAUAUUAUCACCAGUAGCCUUACUGAAACAGACGACUAUUAACAUCUUCAAGAAUGUGAUGACAUGCUCACAUAAUGAAGAGGCCAUGUUGUCUGCAGAGAAUUCAGCCAAUAAAAAUAAUAAUCACAAAGUA
This is a messenger RNA of Epinephelus lanceolatus (giant grouper), 954 nucleotides long. The record is from RefSeq and is a predicted model, not a curated record. Lineage: Eukaryota; Metazoa; Chordata; Actinopteri; Perciformes; Serranidae.